Molecule: messenger RNA, 1704 nt
Organism: Cucurbitaria berberidis CBS 394.84
Lineage: Eukaryota; Fungi; Ascomycota; Dothideomycetes; Pleosporales; Cucurbitariaceae
Product: homeo protein
Exons: 3
Coding region: 1-1704 (567 amino acids)
Biological process (GO): cell differentiation; regulation of transcription by RNA polymerase II
Molecular function (GO): RNA polymerase II cis-regulatory region sequence-specific DNA binding; DNA-binding transcription factor activity, RNA polymerase II-specific
Source: RefSeq, a predicted model, not a curated record
AUGCAGUCUACAGACGACGCCAUGCUGUCUCCUACACCCUCACCAUCCGCCCACACUCCUACCCAGGGCUCAGCCCCUCGCCGACCGCCGCGCAAGAGCACUCUUACCCAACAGCAGAGAAAUCAGAAAAGACAGAGGGCGACUCAGGACCAACUGGUAACGCUGGAGAUUGAGUUCAACAAGAACCCAACUCCUACUGCUGCGACACGCGAACGGAUAGCCUCCGACAUCAACAUGACGGAGCGUUCGGUGCAGAUUUGGUUUCAGAACAGGCGCGCCAAAAUAAAGAACAUUGCCAAGAAGAGCAUCGAGAACGGUGAUGAUUGCAAUGACAUUCCAGAGUCGAUGCGCCGAUAUCUUGCGCUCCAGGCUAUGGAGUCAGGGAAGCCGAUUGGAACGAGCUUCCUCGGCCGUGCUGGUGGAGCUCUACCUUAUGGUAGCGGUAUGCUUCUCAAUACCGACACCAGCACCUCCAAAGUCGUGAUCCACCACUUCGCCUGUCGCUCUUUGAGCGUCGGAAGCUGGAGAAGAGUUGGUCAAAGCGCCAUGGACCUUGUGAUAUUCUAUUCACCAGAGAAAUGCUGCGUCACGUACUACAUCAACAACGAUUCCGCAGGCUACAAGAUUGAGUACCCUUUCUCCUACAUCAAGAACAUUAGCUUGGAGAAUGGCGACAUGACGGCAAAUGCUGAAGGAGCUUCGCAACGCCCCGGAGGCCUUGUUGUGGAACUCAACCGCCCGCCAAACUUCUUCAUGGACUCGUCUGGGUCCGGAGGAUUCUUCCAGUGUGGCGAUUUUACCGAGGACCAGCAAGCGUCAAACAUUAUGAUACACCACUUGGGCGGUCACCCCAAGGUGCUGAGUGGGCAACUGGCGAAACUUGUCUCGUUGGAGUCGUUUCAGAACCGACACAACCUGUACGACCCAAACACCCUCACCGUCUCGGCGCCCGUCUCACCCAUCAACCACCGACCUGCCUCUCAACCCAACCACCUUGUACAUCCGCACAUGGGCAUGUAUAACGAGUCGCAUCUUGCGCCUGGUCCUUUCCCACCACGGGGUCACAAGCGCCAGCGCAGUCGCUCGGUCCCUGUUGCCAUUGACUUCUCGAUGCUUCGCAACCCAAUGCCUUCCUUCAUGAUGCAGCCUGAGCCGUCGCCCUAUAUCCAAAACCCAGAAAUCUUCGCGCCUAUCCCUCAGAGUGCUCCAGGCCCUAUUGGACCCCAUCUCAGCAUUGACACUUCUGCAGGGUAUGGUAUGGAUUACCGACAAUAUCCCAUGUCGGCUACUACGGCCAACUCACCGUCUGACUACGGUACACCGGCUUUCUACACUUCUGGUCCCCCAACCGAGAAUGUGCCGGCAUCAAAUUUCGGCCAGUACAACAUUCCUCCCUAUGUUCACACGCCCAUGGGCCCACCUCCUCACUCUGCUGUGGGCAAUUCACCGAUGCCAGCCAUGAGCCACCCAGACCCCAUCAUCGCCAACCAAUCUCCACCCCUGGGCUCUUUCGGUCGUGACCAUCAUCAAGAUGUGUAUCCAAUGUCGGACGAGGCAAUGCAGAUGACGGACAUGUACGCGAAACAAAACCUCAACCUUCCGUUCCGGUCACCUCUAAUGGACGAGAACGUCGACGACCUGGACAUGCAGAGUUAUCUCACGAUGGACCCGUCGAGUCUAUCGCCUGAGCAUCAUCAGAUGUAA